Molecule: messenger RNA, 1962 nt
Organism: Ceratitis capitata (Mediterranean fruit fly)
Lineage: Eukaryota; Metazoa; Arthropoda; Insecta; Diptera; Tephritidae
Product: lysosomal-associated transmembrane protein 4A
Exons: 5
Coding region: 227-1414 (395 amino acids)
Cellular component (GO): lysosomal membrane
Source: RefSeq, a predicted model, not a curated record
GAAUAUUUUUCUGUAUUGCGUUUUUUGCUUUGCAAGUGAAAAUUUGUUAAAUACCUAACAUAGUGCAGUUACUGCUGCUACUUUUAAGUAUAUAAUAAUUAUUAACUUUAAAUGUUAAUAAAUUUAUUGUCGCAAAGUAUCAUCGCAUUGUAUUUAGAAAGCAGUUGAAAAGUGUCAUUCUAAACAAAAAAAGAAGUUUCACAAUAAAGCCAAUACAGGCAUUUCUAUGCUAAGGAUCCGCUUCAAAAUGGGUCCAUUACAACAACGUCAAAGUAAGGAAUGGACCUGCUGCUUUAAUAUGCAUGUUCAUACCGCCACCAUAAUUAUUGGCAUCUGGCAUUUGUUUUUGAAUAUAUUAGCACUCAGUCUACUCGCUAUAAUAUGGCGCAGUCCACAUAUGAUGGAGGAGCUCGAGAGUGGUUACGAUUACACUGUCGAUAUGAAUGCGCCACCAUUGCCCACACCUCUCAGCAAGGUAGAACCACCAUAUCCAUAUCGCGAGACGCUCAACUAUAACAAACGAUAUCAUAACUUUGACAUGGGCGGCUUAGUCUGCACCUGCAUGAUAGCCAUCACACUUAUGAUGCUCUAUGGCGCUUUGAAGGGUAAACCCUCACAUCUUUUGCCGUUUUUCUGCUUACAACUAUUCGAUUUUGCCAUCACAACUCUCACCGCAGCCGGUUAUAUCUGCUACCUGAAAGCCAUACAUCAUCUAAUUGCCGAAUCACGACGCUUACCCUGGCGCGAGAAGUUGCUCGAAUUGUCGCAAGAGGAAUUGAUGGUUGUCGUUUUGGUUGUAUUCGUUUUCAUUGUAUUCGCCAAAGCUUACGCCAUUGGUAUCGUAUGGCGUUGUUAUAAAUAUCUUACAUUGCGUCAACAAAAUAUACGUACACUGCUACCCUGUGUCCUACCCGAAUUGGGUGGUGUUGGCAUGACGGGCGAGGAACGUCCCUACUCAACACUCUUGCCAAAUUACGAUGAAGCUUUAGCUCAGUACAUGAAACAAGCGCCACCACCAUCCUAUCAAGCGGUCAUGGCUAAUUAUCAACAUGUCGAAGCUGAGAUGGAUAAUGCCAACAAUGAGCCUGCUAUAGCAGCCGGUGCGGCAGUUGUAACCAUCGAUGAUACUUUGGACAAUAAUAAUGAUGCGCCGAAUAAUAAUAACACUGUACAUGUGAAUGCCAAUACGCCGCCAAUGAGACGCAUUGAGGCAGGCGUUGAGGGUGAAGUUGCUGCUGCUAGUGCUGAUGUUGUUGCUGCUGUUGCUGCAGGCGCUGAACAGGUUAGUGGUGGUCAAGUGACACCACCACCGCCAUAUCCGAAUGUCAAUGCUGGUCUCAUAAGUGGUAAUGUGCAAACGCCACAAACGGCUGCACAGCGUGCGGCUGACAAUAGUAAUGAGAGUCAGGCUUAAGUUGGUGGGUAGGUGGCAGGAAGGAAGUUAGUUUGUAUUGCGGGCCAAUAAGGUUGAAGCGUUGCAGUUUUUGUCUACCUAAAGACUAGUGCUGAGGUGCGACUUUACAUUUGAAAUUCUGCUGUAACUUUUGUUUACGCGCAUUUGAGAGAGAUUGAAGAGAUAAUUUUUGUUUUUUUUUUGUUUCUAUAUGAAUUAAACGCACUGUCUUGCGCUACAUACAUAUUUUAAUAAGGUUGUUGAAUCAAAUUCAAAUUUGUAGUUUUGUCAGAAAAAUAAAGCCAACAACAAGCUUUGGUUUCGGCACAUUUGAAUUUGAGUGCAGAAGGGUGUGUUAAUGAAGGCGUAGAUAUUUUUACCGACUGCUAAUGCAUUUCUGCUGGUUUUGAAUGAGGAAAACUGUGCAUAACCAAUAUUUAUGUAACUAAAAAAAAAAAUACUAAAAAAUAAAUUAUUUGUUAAAAAUUUAACACUUAACCAGAAACUACAAUAUCAAGUGCUAUAAAAAAGCUGAGAAAAAAUACACAUAAAUAGCAAAAAAAAAAAAA